Micropterus dolomieu (smallmouth bass) is the source of this 1119-nucleotide messenger RNA. RefSeq names its product ladderlectin-like. NCBI's taxonomy places the organism in Eukaryota, Metazoa, Chordata, Actinopteri, Centrarchiformes, Centrarchidae. Bases 105 to 857 code for a protein of 250 amino acids. Gene Ontology annotation, molecular function: signaling receptor activity. The transcript is spliced from 9 exons. The record is from RefSeq and is a predicted model, not a curated record.
UGGACACCUUGCAUCUGCACACAACAUCGAGGAGUACCGUGACAUUCAGGCGAUGAUAUCGAGGGGCACUCGUAAUCAAGGAGAAACAUGGAUUGGAGGGUCUGAUGCAGCACAGGAGGGAUUUUGGUUCUGGAGUGACGGUACGCCUUUCAGCUUUACUCCCUGGUGUCGUGGAGAGCCAAAUAACGGUGGUGGUCGUCAGCACUGUCUCUGAAUCAUUCAGAACGACUGAAGCUACAGACGCUGAGAAGGAAGAAGAGAAGAUCGUUCUGCAGCAGGUAAUCAUCAUCUUCAACAUCUGCAUCAUCUCCACCAUGAAGACGCUGACUCUGUCUGCACUUCUUUGUGCCAUGAUGGCUCUGACCAGAGCUGCUGUUCUUCCAGACGCAGAGGUUGUAAACUGGACUGACUCGCUCACUCCAACAGGAGAGAGUCAUGUUGUCAAGAUGUCCACAUCUUGCCCCGAGGGUUGGACUGAUUUCAACGAUCGCUGUUUCCUCUACGUUCCACGAUUCAUGACUUGGACUGCGGCUGAGAGAAACUGUAUAUCCAUGGGUGGAAACCUUGCAUCUGUACACAACAUCCAGGAGUACCAUCAGAUUCAGGCGAUGAUAUUGAGGGAAACUCAAAAUCAAGGAUUAGCAUGGAUUGGGGGAUCUGAUGCACAACAGGAGGGAGUUUGGUUCUGGAGUGACGGAAAGCCUUUCAACUUUUCUCACUGGUGUCCUGGAGAGCCUAGUAACGCUGGCGGUCGUCAGAACUGUCUGCAAAUGAAUUAUUCAGAUAAUAAAUGCUGGGACGACCAGCAAUGUGAUGUUGACCCAAUCCCAUCUGUCUGUGUCAGAAAUGGCUGUUAAACACAUGAAGAACGUGUCAAAAACACAAACACUGAUCAAUUUGUGUUUGUGUCCACCAGUCUCAUAUUUGACCUGAAGGCUUUAUAACUCAUACAAUGACAUCUUUAUUACUUCUCUAUCGCUGUAACGCUACUUAAGGAAUGAAGCGACAAGUGACAUAAACAGCAGCUGGAUUGUCUCUGUCUCUUUAAUACGAGCAGACUGAAUGUGUAAUGAAAAGAAAGCUUUUAGCACAACUUUAUUCUGCAGAACUGUCUGAACU